GCCGCCAAAUCCAGUAAUGUCAAUUUCGGCGCCGGGCAGCAUAACUGUCGGCUUAGAAACGAUGAGUUCGGUAAAAAGCUUGGUGUGCAGCCCGGAUCUUACGAUGUUCGCGACCACGCCAGGUUGCAGCGGGGUUGAAGCCGCAGAUCUGGCCAGUCCAACGACGGAGAUUGGAAAAUACCAGUGUCUACUUUGUCAGAAGAGUUUUACGCAGAAGAACGUGUAUCAGAGUCACUUGAGGUCGCAUGGCAAGGAGAGCGAGGAUCCAUAUCGCUGUAAUAUCUGCAGCAAAACGUUUGCUGUACCAGCGCGACUGACACGCCAUUAUCGUACCCAUACUGGCGAAAAACCGUACCAGUGCGAGUACUGCAACAAAUCGUUCUCGGUAAAGGAAAAUCUCAGCGUCCACCGUCGCAUCCACACGAACGAACGGCCGUACAAGUGCGACGUAUGUGGACGCGCGUUUGAACAUAGUGGCAAACUGCAUCGUCACAUGCGCAUUCAUACUGGCGAACGGCCGCACAAAUGCACCGUGUGCGCUAAGACAUUCAUACAAAGCGGCCAACUGGUGAUACAUAUGCGCACGCACACCGGCGAGAAGCCAUACGUGUGCAAAUCGUGCAAAAAAGGUUUUACCUGUUCCAAGCAGUUGAAAGUGCAUACGCGCACCCACACUGGCGAGAAACCUUACACCUGUGACAUCUGCCGCAAGGCAUUUGGCUACAACCACGUACUCAAGUUGCACCAGGUGUCGCACUAUGGUGAGAAGGUGUAUAAGUGCACGAUCUGCAAUGAGACUUUUGGUUCCAAGAAGACAAUGGAGUUGCAUAUCAAGAAGCAUCCGGAAUCACCGGCAUCCGUCACUUCUACUAUUACAGAUAGCGACAUCUCUUCACCAACGGCGAGCGCUUCGCCAAUCGAACCGGAUGUUGAGAUCUCUCAGAGCGGCGGUGGUGACGGUGGCAGUAACAGGAGCAACCUUGACCCAGCUACGAUCCCAGCGAUUCUAGAUUUACCAGACAUCACUGUCGACGACAAGGAGAACCUAAAGACUGAAGAGGUCUAUUCGGAUUCGACAUCGAACGCUUAUGCCGUUCAACGCGACUUUGGAUACUAUCUUUAUUCUGGCAACAGAGAGCAGCCGUAUUCGCAACCAGUAGUUACAUCGCCGUCGAGUACGGUAGAACCCGUGCUCGCUGAUAUCGACGAGAAGCGCUUUCAAGCGAGCGUGGUGGUAAGUACGCCGAUGGAACCAAUGACCCAUCACGUGUUCUUCUAUCCCGAGCCAGCGUAUGCCAACUUCGGUUUAACAACCAAUGGCAGUGUUCAUCUCGAUACUGCCGAUUGCUCAUCUUUUUUGAAUUUACCGGGUAAUGAUGCGCGCCGAAGAGUUGAGGCCGCCUUAGAAGCGGUUGAGGAAGAGCGACAAAGACAAGAAUAUGGUGCCAGGAUCGUUAAAAUUGAUCGAGAUCCGUUGCUCACGCCACCGUGCAGUAAUCCUGAGAGCCCAGCUUCGUCACCUGACUUGGCCUUGGACCUAGUGAUACCACCGCGGGAAACGCUAAUCUUGCCACCCAGGAAACGUAGCAAAAUGAUUCUUCAAUCCAUGGAGAGCGAGUACAGGAAUAGUGGCGGCAGUGGUGACAACCUAAUGACGACCUCACAGAGGCAAAAUUCUGUCAUCCAGUUUGCGCGAGCUUCAUAGUGAACGUGCUGAAACUGUUAGAAAAGCUUUGUGAAAUCGCUUUGAAAGUAACUUUAGAAAUUGGAAGAGAUGAUCUCCUAAAAAAUGUUUUACUUUAAUAACAUCGAGAUCGAAAACUGGAAGAAAUCAAUUUGUGUGUUUCUUCGACCAGGACAAAUUUAAGUGAAAAGAGAAACGUAGAAAUCUUCAUGAAUUUUGCUGAUACUCUAACGU
Cyphomyrmex costatus is the source of this 1918-nucleotide messenger RNA. RefSeq names its product kruppel homolog 1 (gene Kr-h1). The transcript has a single exon. The record is from RefSeq and is a predicted model, not a curated record. NCBI's taxonomy places the organism in Eukaryota, Metazoa, Arthropoda, Insecta, Hymenoptera, Formicidae. Gene Ontology annotation, biological process: regulation of DNA-templated transcription. The coding region runs from base 17 to 1705 and encodes 562 amino acids. Gene Ontology annotation, molecular function: RNA polymerase II cis-regulatory region sequence-specific DNA binding; DNA-binding transcription factor activity, RNA polymerase II-specific.